This is a messenger RNA of Microdochium trichocladiopsis, 1692 nucleotides long. RefSeq names its product Alpha/Beta hydrolase protein. The coding region runs from base 1 to 1692 and encodes 563 amino acids. NCBI's taxonomy places the organism in Eukaryota, Fungi, Ascomycota, Sordariomycetes, Xylariales, Microdochiaceae. The record is from RefSeq and is a predicted model, not a curated record. The transcript is spliced from 2 exons.
AUGAAGACCUCGUUUCGCCUUGCCUCAGCAGCAGUGCUGAUCGGCCUGGCUGCCGCCGCUCCGUCGCCAAUCGAGCCCGUUGAGAAGCGUCUAAUUACAUCCAUCAACACUGCUCAAGGCACCCUGAUCGGGACAUCCCUGCUCGGCGUCGAAAGCUGGGGAGGCAUCCCCUUUGCGGAAGCCCCAGUCGGCCAGCUCAGACUCAGGCCUCCAGUUAGAUCGCAAAAGCACCUGGGCAGGUUCGACGCCACUGGGCCCGGCCCGUCAUGCCCGCAGAUGCUCUUCUCGACGGACGGCGACAUCAUCACCCAGGUCCUUGGUGACCUCAUCAACAACCCGUUCAUACAAAAGACAGAAGACUGCUUGACCAUGCGGGUCCAAAGACCAGCCGGCACCAAGGCAGGUGACAAGCUGCCGGUCCUGUUCUGGAUCUUUGGCGGAGGCUUCGAGUUCGGCUCGGCCCAGAUGUACGAUGGCACCAGCCUGGUCCUCAACUCGGUGGCACAGAAGAAGCCGUUCAUCUUUGUGUCGGUCAACUAUCGCACCGGCGGCUUCGGCUUCCUGGGCGGCAAGGAGGUUCUGGCCGACGGCGCGUCCAACCUCGGCCUUCUCGACCAGCGCAUGGGCCUCGAGUGGGUUGCCGACAACAUCGCAGCAUUCGGCGGCGAUCCCGACAAGGUCACCAUCUGGGGCCAGUCGGCCGGUGCCAUCUCCGUGUUCGACCAGAUGGCGCUCUACGGAGGCGACAACACGUACAACGGCAAGCCCCUCUUCCGCGGUGCCGUGAUGAACAGCGGGAGUCUGGCACCCACGGACCCCGUCGACUGCCCCAAGGCCCAGGCCGUCUACGACCAGGUCGUCCGCAACGCCGGCUGCAGCUCGGCGGCAGACACCCUCGCCUGCCUGCGCGGCCUGCCAUACGCGCGGUUCCAGGACGCCGUCAACGGCGUGCCCGGCAUCCUCAGCUAUACCUCGGUGGCGCUCUCGUACCUCCCGCGGCCCGACGGCGCCGUCCUCCCCGAGAGCCCCGAGGCCCUCGCCCAGAAGGGCCGGUACGCCGCGGUGCCCAUGAUCAUCGGCGACGUCGAGGACGAGGGCACCCUGUUCAGCCUCUUCCAGGGCAACAUCACGACCGAAGCCCGCCUGGUCGACUACCUGGGCCGCGUCUUCUUCAACAACGCCGACGCCGCCCAGAUGCAGGCGCUGGUCGCCACGUACCCGGCCACCCUGGGCGCGGGCAGCCCCUUCCGCACGGGGCUCUUCAACAUCGUCUACCCGCAGUACAAGCGCCUCGCCGCCAUCCUCGGCGACCUCGUCUUCACCCUGACCCGCCGCCUGUUCCUCGAGGUCACCUCGCAGCUCCACCCAGAGGUCCCGUCCUGGUCCUACCUCGCGAGCUACGACUACGGCACCCCGAUCCUCGGCACCUUCCAUGCCUCCGACCUCAUCCAGUUCUUCUAUGGCAUCAAGCCCAACUACGCCGCCGGCGCGUUCCAGAGCUACCUCACCAGCUUUGUGGCCAGCCUCGACCCAAACGCCGGCACCCCAGCGGCCUACCCGCAGUGGCCGCAGUGGAAGGAGGGGAGGCAGCUCAUGCAGAUCAACGCCAACAGUGGCGGGUUCACGCCCGACAACUUCCGCCAGGACAGCUACCAGUGGAUCAAGGCCAACGUGGGCGUGUUGCGGCUGUGA